Ustilago hordei is the source of this 1545-nucleotide messenger RNA. RefSeq lists its product as uncharacterized. The transcript is spliced from 5 exons. Gene Ontology annotation, molecular function: mRNA binding. The coding region runs from base 1 to 1545 and encodes 514 amino acids. The record is from RefSeq and is a predicted model, not a curated record. Gene Ontology annotation, cellular component: cytoplasm; nucleus. NCBI's taxonomy places the organism in Eukaryota, Fungi, Basidiomycota, Ustilaginomycetes, Ustilaginales, Ustilaginaceae.
AUGUCGGAAGUCGAACGCAACGACGACCAGUCGCACUAUGCCGACAACUUUGAUCGCGACGCCAUGUCGCAGGACCGCGCUCGCUCUAGGUCGCCCGUAGCCGGCGGCGCUCCAUCCUCGGACCGAAGGGACUCGCACCGCGACCGAUCCGAUCGUCCUGCCCGCAACUUUCACGAUCGCGCCGUUGCAUCGCAGCACGCCGCACACGAAGCUUCCAGAAAGAGUCAGAAGAACUGCAGGGUCUACGUAGGGAACCUUAGUUACGGCGUCAAGUGGAACACACUCAAGGACUUUAUGAGGGAGGCUGGUAACGUCGUCUUCUCCGAGGUCCUCACUCUUCCCAAUGGAAGCUCCAAGGGAUGCGGUAUCGUGGAGUACAGCUCUUCUGAGGAGGCUCAGAAGGCCAUCAGUCAGUUGACCAACAAGGAGCUCGAGGGUCGUCAGGUCUUUGUCCGAGAGGACCGCGAGGAUGAUGCUCGUUACGGCGGUACCCCUGGCGCAGUCCCUCGUGGUGGAGGCCGCGGUGGCUUCGCUGGUGGCAUGGGCGGACGAGGAGGCUACGGACCUCCCGGUCGAGGUGGUUUCUUUGGUGGCCCUCCCAUGCCUCCUUACGGCGGUGGAUUCGCUGGUGGCGCCCCUACUCAGCUCUUCAUCACCAACCUUCCCUUUGAUGUCAGCUGGCAAGACCUCAAGGACCUUUUCAGGUCUGCAGGUAACGUGACUCGCGCCGAUGUCAACAUGGGACCUGAUGGACGCUCCAAGGGUACCGGUAUCGUUGCUUUUGCCAACUCGAACGACGCCUCGAACGCUAUCGCCAUGUACCACGGCUACGACUUCCGCGGCCGUAUUCUCGAGGUGAGACUGGACAAGUUCGCCGGCGCUCCUCCCAUGGACCCUUACGGACGUGGCGGAUACGGACCUCCUCCUGGGCGUGGUGGUCGUGGCGGCUUCGGUGCGUUCGGCGGUCGAGGCGGUUACGGUGGCCGAGGUGGUUACGGUGGUGGUUAUGGCGUUGACCCUUACGCCGGUGGAUACGGUGGCGGAUACAGUGGCGGAUACGGUGGCGGAUACGGUGGAGGCUACGACCGGUACGGUGGAGCUCCUGGAGGAUUGGGAGGUCGUCCCACUGGCCCAGCAAACGCUCGACCUCCUGCGCCACCUGCUGCACCUUGUCAACAGAUCUUUGUCAAGAACUUGCCCUGGUCGACAUCGAACGAGGACCUCGUGGAACUCUUCCAGACCACCGGCAAAGUCGAGGAGGCUGAAAUCCAGUUUGACCACGGUAGGAGCAAGGGUACAGGAGUUGUACAGUUCGCUUCCGUGGAUGACGCCGAGACUGCGAUCGCCAAGUUCAACAACUACGUGUACGGUGGACGACCUCUGGACAUUGAGUUCAACCGUCGCUGGAACAACUUUGGACGUGGUGGCAACAACGGCAACGGUGGUGGUGCUGGUGACAAUGGCGUCGAUGCUUCGGCUGGCGAUGGUGGGCAGCAGCAGGGUGAUGGUGAUGCUGGAGACGCUCCUGUCCCCAUGCAGGCCUAA